Molecule: messenger RNA, 2646 nt
Organism: Pleuronectes platessa (European plaice)
Lineage: Eukaryota; Metazoa; Chordata; Actinopteri; Pleuronectiformes; Pleuronectidae
Gene: slc25a28
Product: solute carrier family 25 member 28
Exons: 4
Coding region: 204-1409 (401 amino acids)
Biological process (GO): iron import into the mitochondrion
Cellular component (GO): mitochondrial membrane
Molecular function (GO): ferrous iron transmembrane transporter activity
Source: RefSeq, a predicted model, not a curated record
AUCAGGCUCCUCGGCGCGUGUGUGACCGCUGCCUCGGAUUCCCUGCUUGGCUGUGGCCGGGAGGCGGGGAGGGAACGGUGGCGGAGCCAAGCAGCCGUGAAACGGAAAUUACCCCAAGGGAAUGUAAAAGUUUUGGGACUGAAAGCACCCAAGAGCCGCCGCGCCCUCGCGCCCAGAGACUCGACACAUUCACCCAGUUUCUAAUGGAAGCUGCUGGAUUUGUGAGGAGGCGUCGGAUGACAGCGGAGUCGACAGGCGGCGAUCCCGGGGUUGCUGGUGCCUCUGCCGGGGCUGAAGUUCGAUGGCUGGGGGGCAGAUUCUGGGGAGUUUCCGAAAGUAUCGUGGGGAGCCUGACCCCCCGGAUCGGAGGCGAGACGGAGCUACAGACUGUUGAGUUCCUCCGCGCUGCACAGGAUGCAGAGACAGAGGACACCGAACCGGACUAUGAGGGUCUGCCACAGGGAGCCUCCACUAGCACCCACAUGUUCGCCGGAGCCGUGGCCGGGAUCAUGGAGCACUGCCUCAUGUUCCCCAUCGACUGUGUCAAGACACGAAUGCAGUGCCUCCAGCCCGAACCCGCAGCCCGCUACAGAAACGUGAUGGAUGCUCUUCGCCGAAUAGUAGCCACGGAGGGAGUCUGGCGGCCGAUGAGAGGGCUCAAUGUGACGGCGGUUGGGGCGGGACCUGCCCAUGCCCUGUAUUUCGCCAGCUAUGAGAAACUAAAAAAGACUCUUAGUGAUCUCAUUCAUCCAGGGGCAAACAGUCAUUUGGCUAAUGGAACCGCUGGGUGUGUGGCAACGCUUCUUCACGACGCAGCCAUGAACCCAACCGAAGUUGUGAAGCAGCGCAUGCAGAUGUAUAAUUCACCAUACCGCGGCGUGUCGGACUGUAUACGCGCCGUAUGGCAGAAAGAGGGCCCUGCUGCUUUCUACCGCAGUUACACCACCCAGCUCACCAUGAACGUGCCCUUCCAGGCGCUCCACUUCAUGACCUACGAGUACCUACAGGAGGUGCUCAACCCCCAAAGACAGUACAAUCCCUCAUCCCACAUGUUGUCGGGAGCUUUGGCCGGAGCCAUCGCAGCUGCGGCCACGACACCGCUAGACGUCUGCAAGACCCUGCUCAACACCCAGGAGUGUCUCACCCUCAGCUGCCUGUCCUCGAGCCAAGGCCCCGGCAAGGGCCAAGGCCAAGGAGCCCACAGACAGAUCUCAGGCCUCGCCCACGCCUUCCGGACGGUGUAUAGGUUGGGCGGCCUGAAGGGCUUCUUCAAAGGGGUCCAGGCAAGGGUGAUUUACCAGGUGCCCUCCACAGCCAUCAGCUGGUCGGUGUACGAGUUCUUCAAAUACGGACUCACCAAGCACCAGCACAACAAGAGGAGAGCACAGCACAAGGAGGCUGAGAUGUAGAGACCUCCUCUCAACAUCGCUCUGUCCUCCCUGUGAGGAGUCACUUCAAUACGCACAUAGAAUCUGACCUAAAGUCCACCUCAUAUGUCCCAUCCCUUUCAGACAUAGCAGAUAAGAAAGACAGCUCGAGUAGGCAUAUUACUGCUGCGACUUUUAGAGACUAGGUAUGGUUUGACUAAAGCCAUUCUAGAGGCCAAUACGUUUGUCCAAGCCAAGGAUAAAUGUGAAGAACGCACAAGUUUUCAUUUAGAAAGGUAGUCAGCAGAGGGCAGUAGAGUUUCUUUGUGUGUUACAGUAGUUUACAAAACGUUGGUAUAGGACCAGAUUCUUUUUCACAUCCAUUCAAAGUUUGAGUUUGCAGAUCCCAGUCUUUUUUUCACUUCUUUACCUGAAAUAGAUUAUUGAUUUGUUCCAAAUUCGAAGUUUUUCUGCCAUUUAGAAUGAAUUGAAAACUGACCCAGCUGAGAACUUUGUUGCUAAAUUUUCCUCAGAUACCUUUAUAGAAAUUCAGAGCAGCCCUUCUCACAUUGGCAAGUCAGACCAUCUUUUAAUACCCUACUAAUUGAACCGGUGUAUUUGAAAUAUAGUCCAAUAGAAUUUGCCGACUCCAUAGAUUAACAAGAAGGCCAUAGUUCAGAUAUCGGUGACAUUUUUGUUUGGCUAUUGGCAGUUAAAUAAAGAUGAGGUAUGUUGGGUUAAUCAUGUCCCGCUGCUGGAGGGGCGGUGCCAAUUGCGUUAAACAAAUAUUCAAAUUUCCAGUAGCUCUAAGGUGUCUGAAGUAUUUGUGUAAUUUAUUUUUAAAUACUUAACUACUUAAUUGAAUUUUAUUUCCAGCAAAUAUAUGACUUGAAUUAGUUUUCUCCAUUCAUGUGUUCAUUCAACUCCUGGAUCAUCCACUCAUCUUUAGUCCUAUGCACCUGUUUGGCAGAUCAGAUCAGCGUUAAGAGGCCGGGUCUGUCCAUUAACUGUAGCUGGGAGCCUGUUCUCAGCUUGUGAACUACUGAGUUUCUAUAUCUUGCUUGGCCGCAAAGGUUGUGUACAAUGUACUGUGUCCGAAAAAGAAGAAUUUAACCCCGCAUUUUAUGGAAGUCAGUGUCUCAUAAGAUAUGUAUCUAUACACAUAAAUGGAAGCUGUCAUUCUUAAUGAUUGAUGUCUGAUUGUCUCAGACACUGAAUUGCACUCGAUGAAUAAAGACUGAGCAGCAGGGCACUCAUUACUCUCUGCUCAUAAAUGAUG